AUGAAUGUUCGACUAAGAGUCGAGUCUAAGGCAGUAGCAGACACUUCAAUGAAUGAUCCCGGGGUAGCCCGACUGCCGAACAGCUAACUGUUUAUUUUAGGCUUACGUCAGACGGCGUGACCCGCCACCCCCAUGAGGUCAGCUAGUCGACUCGUCCAAGCAAUCGCUUUCACACGUGCUGAUUGCAGUCGGUGAGGUUUGGAGGGAGAAGGGGUGUUGCAGAGAGCAAGGGAUAUACCUAUAUGCGGAAACGUCAAGGCGUUUGCAUGUGCGCGUUUCCUUCAAACCCGGCAAAAUGCUUCUAAGGGCGAUAUUUUGGAGUGUGGUGUGGUUGGGGUUAGUACCGUUGUCUCUCGGUCAAGGCGACAACCUUUACUCAGUUGACGGUCAGUGGAGUGCGUGGGCAUCCUGGUCAGAAUGUACACACGAUUGCUUGCGCCACAGACGAAGAAAAUGUGAUAACCCAACCCCAGGCAAUGGUGGUGCAUAUUGCAAAGAAAACGGUUUAGAGAGUGAAAUAUGUACAGGAGACGAAUGUCGAGGAGAUGCUGAGGCGUCUUCAGAGAUCGACCUUCUUGGUGCAAUAGGAGUACCAUCAGAUGGAAGGCCAGGAAUUGGCUACGAUACAGGAAUCGAUGGAUACCCAACAUUUACUCUUAGUAAAGAAGCAUUUAUACGCCAACCGUCGCAGAUAUAUUUCCGAAAACCCUUGUAUAGGGAUUUUGCUGUAAUAAUGACAUUGAAACCCUACACACAAAGUGGUGGUUUCAUAUUUGCAGUGGUGAAUACCUACCAAACAGUUAUUCAGUUUGGAGUCAGUAUAACAGACUCACCUCGGGAGCCCACAAAGCAAGUCAUUACUUUAUACUACACACCAGAUGCCAAGUUUGCAGAGAUAUCUAGUGUGAUUGCUUCCUUCACUGUGGAUUCCACGGUAAAUAAGUGGACAAAAAUUGCCCUGCGCGUUGAAGAGGAUACAAUAACACUCUAUCUUAAUUGCAAAGAAUCUGAAAAGGUUUUCUAUAAUCGAAAAAGUGGAGAAUUGGAUUUUGAACCAGGAUCAAGUGUUUUCAUAGCCCAAGCUGGACCAAACUUCAAGUCAAAGUUUGAGGGAGCCUUACAAGAUGUUAAAAUAUAUGGAAACCCAGCAGAGGCUGAAGAUGACGAAUGCAAUUUUGAUUUUAGUGGCUCUGGAUCAGGCUCUGAUGAGACAAAGGGCGACAUUGACAUCGAAACUGGAACACCUAGCCCAAUACCCUCCCGACCUGAUGAGACUAAGCCAGGUGAUAAGGGCCAGAAGGGUGAGCCCGGCAAUCCUGGAGUGAAGGGAGAAGCAGGGCCCCCAGGGCCUCCACCCAUGAUAACACCACCCCCACCAGACUUGAAAGGACUCACUGGUGUUAGAGGUGACAAGGGUGAUCGUGGCACUCCUGGACAGGUUGGGGAGCCUGGAUUUCCUGGGCAGAAAGGACAGAAGGGAGAUCAAGGCAUUGGUGAGCCAGGACUACCUGGUGCAAGGGGUGAAGCUGGCCCAAGAGGAGAAAAGGGAGACCUGGGAUCUCGGGGCCCGCCCGGUGUUGCCAUGCAGGGCCCACCAGGCCCACCUGGACCCCCUGGCAUCCCCGGGUCCAUUGACGUCAUCCCAGAACUGGAGCGUGGAGACAAAGGUGACCUGGGCCAGAAAGGACAAAAAGGAGAGUCAGGCAAUGGUGAACCCGGAACACCUGGUACCCCUGGACUGAGGGGCCCUAUGGGGCCCAGUGGCCAGAGUGUGACAGGAGAUAGAGGCCUUCCUGGGCUGCCUGGACCCCCGGGUCCACCCGGACAUCCUGGACUUGGAGGGGUCAACAUGAUCGAUGUUGAUGGCACUGGAUCUGGAGACAUUGACGGCUUGCCGGGUCCACCUGGUCCCCCAGGACCUGUUGGACCCAUGGGCCCCAGGGGUCUGCAGGGAUUACAGGGCUUAAUGGGACUUCAGGGCGUGCCAGGCGUGCCAGGAUUACCAGGUAAACCAGGAGCAUUUGGCGCAGGCAAUGCCACAGGAAUCCCUGGACAACCCGGUCGACCAGGACGAGAUGGAGUCCCAGGGGCUAUCGGAACACCAGGCAUGCCUGGUAUUCCCGGACAGCCAGGUGAGCCAGGACCGGCUGGUCGCCUAGGACCCAAAGGAGACCGAGGUCUGGAGGGUAUUCCUGGUGAGGAAGGUCUGCCAGGCCCCAAGGGAGAGUCUGGAAAUGAUGGCAGCAGAGGGUUACAAGGCACUCAAGGUUACCGGGGACUGAUGGGUCCCCCAGGACCUCCAGGACCCCCUGGGAUUCCUGGCAGAGGAGGCUUCUUCGGAAGUGGCGAGACCUCGGGAGAUGGUGAGUUGGGCGAGCCAGGUAUCCAAGGACCCCGAGGGUUACCAGGUCCACGAGGGACUGAUGGCCUGCCAGGUCAAAUAGGACCAGAAGGACCCAAGGGAGAAAGAGGAUACCAAGGUGUUUCUGGACCCAAGGGAGAACGAGGCUUCCAAGGAGAUGAUGGCCUACCGGGACCUCGCGGAGAGGUCGGAACACCUGGUAGUCCUGGAGUUGAAGGUUCUGCAGGAGAGCCUGGACAGCCCGGUCAACCUGGCAUUAACGGCAGAGAUGGAAUUCCUGGAGGGGGUGACCCUGGCCCUGUUGGACCUACAGGACCUCCUGGACCCCCUGGACCUCCCGGACUACCUGGAAGAUCAACCGCUGUUGGCUCCGGAGGAUCCGGAUCAGAUGGUGACAUUGUUAUACAGAGGGGAGAGGCAGGUAUACCAGGCCGAGAUGGUUUCCCCGGUCGCCCUGGUCCUGUUGGUCCAGCUGGCAUUUCUGGUGAACGAGGAGAAUCUGGUCUGAAUGGUCUUCCUGGUCAGAAGGGAGAUCUGGGACCUGUUGGACCCCCCGGGCCUCCUGGUCAACCCACCCGUCUACCCCCUGGAAAUAUCUUUGGGUCAGGAUCUGGAGCUGAAGGCGGAGUCAGGGUUGAGGCUGGCCCUCCAGGUCCAUCCGGACCACCUGGACCCAGUGGACCGAUGGGACCCCGUGGAAUUAAAGGACCAAUGGGAGAAAUGGGCAUGCCAGGAUUCCCGGGUCGACUUGGACUCCGAGGCCGGAAGGGUGAGCGUGGUUUCAGCAUCAAGGGAGCUAAGGGUGAAUCUGGUAUUGGCCUUCCUGGGGGUAGUGGAGUCUUCAUUCCUGGACCGAAGGGCAACAGGGGUGACCCAGGAGUCCCCGGUAAUGAUGGUAUCCCUGGUCAAGAUGGACGAUCAGGACCCCCGGGACCACCAGGGUUGUCCUCCUCCGUGGUUUCAGGAAGUGGAGAUGGAACCACAGUCAUCAGCCAACCAGGCCCUGUAGGCCCUGUAGGCCCACAAGGCAUGAAGGGUCCAAGAGGACCAGCGGGUGCAGAGGGAGCAAGAGGCAGACAAGGUCCAGUUGGACCAGUAGGACCCCAGGGACCACCUGGCCUUGGCUUGCCCGGACCUCGAGGCUCUAGUGGACCCCCUGGGCCACCCGGAGACUUUGCAAUCAAUGGGCGUGGUCCCCCUGGCCCUCCAGGUCCCCCUGGUCCCGCUGGAGAGGCUGUUCUUGGAGGAGGCACAGUUUCAGGGGCUGCCAUCACAUACCGCAGUAUGGAUGCCUUGUUGUCCGUUUCCUACAACUUACCAGAGGGAACAUUGGCGUAUGUCAUGGAUCAAGAAUUGUUAUACCUCAGGGUUAAAAAUGGACUGAAAAUUGUCAUGACGAAAGAUGUUGAUAUAGAAAUCCCGGUUCCCCCUGCCCGACAAACAGAUUCCCCGAUCACAAGUACCAAUUUAUCUGAUAAGGAUUCAGAAAUGUUGGUCACACAGAGUAAAUCCACUGUCGCUACGGCGGCAGAAACAUCGACCCUGGGACAAACCAUUCCUUUACCAAGUCCGACACCUCCAGUGCGCCUCCCUCCCAGCGUAUCUGGCAAUAGACUUACUAAUAAUAAUGUUAGAGGGCCUGCCAAUAAUGGCCGUAAUCAAAACAAUGGCCGAAAACAAAAUGGCCGAGUCAAUACUACUGUAAGCUAUAGGGACCGUGUAGCCGAAGAAAGGAGGAGAAUGGUUGAAGAACGAGAAAGAGAAAUUGAAAAAAGGCGAUUACAAAGAGAAAAAAUACUGGCAGAAAGGGCAAAAAGGCGACAAGAAAUGGAAAAUAGAUGGCGACAUAAUAAUAGACGUGUCCCUGGCAAUAGGGGACGAACUCAAAACAAUAGACACAAUCAAAAUAUCACAAGGGCUACUACACCCAGGCCAUUGGUUCCAGUCCGACCACCUCCUAACUUCACAUCUGGGCCCAAGCUUCAUCUGAUAGCCUUGAACAACCCAAUGGCUGGCGACAUGCGUGGUAUACGUGGAGCGGACUACGAGUGCCAUCGACAAGCAAGACAAGCUGGAUAUCGAGGCACAUACAGAGCAUUCCUCUCAUCUCAAACACAAAACCUGGAUUCCAUCAUUUACUAUAGACAGGAUAGAUCGAUACCGGUGGUGAAUGCAAAGGGCGAGAUGCUUUUUAAUGACUGGGAAGAUAUGGUGAAUGGUGCUGGCGGAUACCUAAAUGGGGCUUCUAGGAUAUAUUCAUUUAAUGGAAAGGAUAUUAUGACCGAGACGGCCUGGCCACAGAAAAUAGUUUGGCAUGGUUCUGACAGUAAAGGCCAGUUAACCAAUGACAAAUAUUGUCACAAGUGGCUCUCGAACAACCCAAGCAAGAUGGGCGUUGGAAGUUCUUUAAUGAAACACAUGCUGCUGGACACAGAAGAAUAUGCAUGUAACAACUCCUUUAUAGUGUUAUGUAUUGAAAACACCAGUCGCAGGAACUUGCGGAAGUGAUAAAAAGGCCAGCAAGUCAGCUGCAUUGCAGUAUGUUCGCACACUUACGUCACGUGGGAAUGAGAGGCAAGGGAGAUAAUUGGACAAGAGUUAUGUCCCAUUGCUCACCAGGACAAAGAUGCACACUACAUCUGUGAUAUGAUGUGUUACAUUGGUUGGUAAUUUAUUCCAGGAUGGUGUCAAAGAUAGCUGCCUUCUUAUUGGACAGUAGCACUGAGGUUAAAGGUCAAGUUAGGUGUUUCACAUCGCAGUGAACCACAAAUGCGACAAAAGAGAACAGACUUUGUUUUCUACUUCACCCCAAGUGCCCAUAGCUCUCAUCAGAAAACAUGAAUAUUUUCUGUCUGUAUAUAAACUGUAUUGACGGCAUUUGUAGAAGCCACUGUGUAUCUCUUGUGGAAGGCAGAUGCUAUAUGGUAGCCACAUAUUGACAAAUGGUUACAUCUCCAUAUGAAGCAAGCAUAGUCCUCAGAAAUUAAGAACCUUGUUUAAUCUAAUAUUUCAAGUAUAGAAUUUGCAUAAAACAACCUAUCAGCAAUUGCUUCAGUCUGAAGGAUUCUACUUCCUAUUUUACAUGGUCAGUAAUACAAUGCAUGGUGCUCAGUACUUUUUCAAUGCCAAACCACAUCAGCUGUAGGCCAGAUGAUUAUAAACACUUCCUCCCUCUAUGACUUUAUUGUGCAUGAAUGUAUGUGAAUAUCAGUUUUUUUUUAUCACCAUGUGUGUCAAUGGUUUAUCUCAUUGUUUGUACGAUAAACCUUUUGUUUUCAAGUCUUGAAGUUUUUGCAGUAAACACGUAAAAGGUCAUACAUGUAGUAAGGAACCAUUUGGGGAUUUCUGAAAUGACUUGAAAUAUAUCAGAAAAAAUAAUUAAUGUGGAAUGGAUUUCUUUGGUUGAGGAUUUGAGUGAGUACAGGGGUAUGUCAAAUUAGUGGUUGCGAUAUGUACAACAGUGUAUUCCUUUCAACAUAGAGCUUUGUUAACACAUUGUGUCAGGUAAUCUGUGUAAGACUUGUAUGUUUGGUUAGUUGAACUAAUAAAUAAACUGUUAUUAUUAUUAUAUAUAUAUGUAUGUGUAUAUGCCUAGAUCAUGUUGAAAAAUAGAGAUCUCAUGAAGUUCAUGUCGUGACUUUCACUUGAGUGGCCUCCAUUUACAGACAUUUGACCCUGUCCAUGUAGAAUGACCUUGACCAUCAUAUCUUUGAAAAUAAACGCGCAUCUCUUUAAUGUGAUAAUUACCACGCACAUUCAAAUCAAUCUUUUACGCAAGUUCAUAUAAUCAGCUGUCAAGUAUUUAUGCAUUACUGCAGUUGUGUGUUCAUAUAGAAACCUCCCCAAAGCAAACCAGAAUGAAUAUAUGUAUAUGUAGAUACAUAUAUACAUGUAUGUACUCAUCAUUUGUUGUCUUUUUGGAGGAAUUUGAUGUUUCUAUUAAGAUUUUUAACCCUUACAAAAUUGUCAGUGCCAAAGCAGAUCAGUCCUUGUUAAGAAAAUGUAAUCUACAAAAUUUGCUGGAAUUUCAGGAGAGCAAAGGUAUUAUUAGUUCUUUAGUGAAAGUUAGUUAAUGAAAUACUGCAUCAUUUGGUACAGGGUUCAGCAUUUACAGUAUACAAUCUUUUACCAUUAGACUCUAGAAAUAUGCAUGUGUUUUUAGGUCAUUUGGGCCAAAGUUCCAAAUGACCUUAUGUCACGGUGCAUUGUCUGUCGUCCGUCCAUCCAACUUUUACCUUUUUGACAACUUCUCUGAAGCUGAAACUUUUAUCUUACGAGGUCAUAAGAAGUGCUCAUAGAAAUCCAAUUUGAUAUUUAAGAUAUGGCUGCCAUGGUGGCCAAAUGUGUCAGUGUGUUCAUUACUGCCAAAAUGUGAGUCCUCUGAAGUGUGAGACUGUAAACUAAUUUACAUUAUGCAAUUACAUCAACUUUGAACCAUUGAAAUGAUAAACAAGUAUUGAUUAACCCAUCAAUUGUGUUGAUCAAAAGUGCUCACAGUUAAAAUUUGAUUUAAGCAUGAAUGUCACUUUGACACUUUACAAAGUUUAUUUUCUUUCCAUAUUUUGGACACCAAUUUGGUGCAUCGUUAAUUAAUCAUGUAUUUAUGGAUGGAAGUGUUUUAAAACGUUUAUUACAAAUUUAUAGAUGCAAUUUAGAUUUUUUGUAAGUAAACAAAUACCCUGUAUGUGAGCUACAGUGCCUGAAGGCUCUGUUACUAUGCUAGGCUGUUUGUUUCAUGAAGAUAGACUGGAUUCAACACCUUCAUCAUUCAGUUUAUUGGUACAUUAAAGAAGCAUUCUUUAUACUCUUGUAACACUUAUGAAACACGCUGUUUUCGCUACUUGGCAGCAGAUGGGUCAACUUUCCGAACAUUACUACAUAAUACAGCUACCAAGCAGAAGAAAUGGUUGUUUCUUUGUGUGCAGUAUUUUUGUACAUGAUCAUGCCAUAUUGAUGAAGUAAAUGUCACUAAAUCUGAAACCAUCUGAAGAUUUAUCCAACACAACUGAAGAGCAAUCAUCCCACUCUCAAUGCCUUUUGAAUAUUUAAAAAUGUUGUUUUGGUAUUUUAAGAUCACAUCAAUAUGGCAUUUUGAAGGGAUUGUUUCCUUGACAAAGUAAUUGCCAUUACGCACCUCCUCUCUCAUGAAGUUCAUAUAGAUUAUAUUGACUAUGUACAUGUAGAUAUUUUGUACAUAUGUGACAUAACCCUAUAAUUGUUUUAGAGUGCUACACAUAAAUUGUCAUGAGAUGGAAUUGAAGAUGAAUUUUAACCCAUGAAAGUUUAGAUGUGAUUGAUGCUAUGUCUUCAGCAGGAAUGCCAUGGUUUUCUUAACUGUUUUUGUCAACAGGGAAACGAUUAUUGAGCCAGAGAGUACAAAGUGAUAUGUAUUAACAAAACUAUAGUAAGAGGAUUGUCUACAUUGUGCUUGGGUUACCUUGGGUGAGUUUAUGUGUAGUUCAGUCUCCAAAGCUUUUUUUGUAGUAAAGAAUAAAUAUUUGAACAGGUUUGCGAAAUUCAUUGUGUUCGAAAGCAUGGAUUAAAUACAGAUGAGAAUUGUGAAGCGCAGUGUUCAAUAUUGUGUAUAUUUGCAUCAUUAUGAUUGGUCUGUUAAUGAAGGGAGCUUCAAUUUGAUUGGAUGGCGACUUAUACUUAAAAUACAGUCAUCUUACUGUCUGUCAUUUCUCUGAUCAAAAGCUUGUAAAAAUUUGUUUUCACGUUAAUGUCAUUAAAAUCUAUUGCUCUUUUAAAACUGACUUGGUUCUCUACUAUCAAAUCAAAGUUGCUGCAUGCUUCUUAAGGUUGAUCCUACAGUGUGACUGCAAGACCGUUUACAGAUCCACUGACAUGCUACCCAUUUUCAUAUGUACAAGAUGGUACAGAUGCAGUCAGUAUAAAGGACAAACAGUUGAGAGAUGAAACACUUCAAUGUUGUUAUUUCAUAGCUUACCGGUAGGGCAGCAAUACCUGGUGUAAUCACUGGUUUUUAGUGAUUCAUUCAUAUAAUUCUCUCUUCUAUUUUGUGUUUUACGCUCAAUGACGUUUUACAUUUACACUGGAGGAAACAAAAUGUUUGCUGGACGAGUUAAGGACUUGUUUGUUUGGGAUGUUACAAGUAAUAUGUACAAUAUUCAGCUUCAAAUUUACCUCUCUGGCCCAAACAUUCUUUCUAACUAGGCACCAUGAGACACAAUACUGGGCACAUACUAAAACCUUUAGCUGAAACAAGCAUUUUCAGAGUGAAAAACUUCAAUAAUGGUUAUACCAUGUGUGCAUGUAAGGUACAUUAUUCUAUAGUAAAGGGUGUCUAUUAUCUCUGAAGCUAUGGUAUGUUCAUUGAAGGACCAACUGGGGCAGUCAGGUAGCCUAGUGGUUAAAGCGUUCGCUCGUCACGUCGAAGACCUGGGUUCGAAUCCCAACAUGGGUACAAUGCGUGAAGCCCAUUUCUGGUGUCCCCUGCCAAGAUAUUGCCGGAAUACUGCUAAAAGCGGUGUAAAACCAUACUCACUCACUGAAGGACCAACUCAAAAGUAAAAUGUAAGCAUUAAAUUUUGACAAGAACCAUUUUACAUUUAUCCAAUAGAACAAAGAAGGAAAGUUGUUGACAUGACUGUCAUAUCCCCCCAAAGCUUGAAUUUAGUUUACGUCAAGACCAAUAUUGCUCAGCAGAUGAAAAUACAAUGCAUUUAAUGGAACAUGAUCUGAUACCUUGAAGUCUGUUGACAACCAAGCUUUUGAUAAGUAUUUUAGAUGACAAAUCAAUAACUAAUAGACUCAAAUCUAUUGCUUCUACAUGUUUUUCUGAUUUAGAUUUACUUCUAGCAUGAAGCAUGUCCGGUUUUGCUGUGAAUGUUGGUUGUUUCUGUGUUAUCAGAAAGCCCUAAUCUCCACUUGUAUCUUAUUGUACAUACCUAACAGACAUACGUUUAGCUAGGGCUUUUUGUAUAGGGUUCAACUUCGCUGCAUUGUAGCAGAGAUAUUGUCAUCAGAUAGUUAAUGCUUACAACAGAUUUGCAUGUUAAUAAUUUAUAUUGCAUCAGAUGUUUCUGAAGAACAGUUUGUAACUGUAUGUAAUUUUAACAGUUUUUUAUGGGAUAAAGAUUAACUAUCUCUAAAUAUGAAGGUAGGCAAGGUCACUGGCAUAAUCAUUGGAAAAUAGCUGUGAGACGGAUAUGUAUGUUUUUAUCACUAUCUUCAAGAUGGUCUGCUUGGGCUAAAAUCAGUAUCACUGUAAAAAUACCGAAAGCCACAAGCAACUUAUUAGUACUAGAUUGCCAGUGUCUGCAGACACAUGGCAAGUUUCUUUUGUAAUAUUUGUUGAUAAAGAUACCCUUCAAGUGCAACUAAAAUAGUCAAUGUAAUACGAUUUAUUGCUUAGUCGUUUUCAUGGAUCAUUUUCAGAAGAUCAUUAAUCAAACUUGGUAAUCUGAAAUAUUUCAUUUUUGAAUUGAGUCAGUGAUUCUGUUAGUUGUGGCCUAGCUUAUUACUGAAACAUGUGGGUUGUACACUUUUGCAGUAAGAUGAUGAUAGCUUUGGUUUUGCUGCACUGCAAGGUUUAUUUUUUUGUUUGUACAAUAUAAUUCUUUCUGUCUCUAAGAUAUUGAACUUGUUCUUUUAGGACUGAAGCCACUGUGAUUUAAGACUAAUAAAACUAAUUCUCUAAUGAUUUUGUGAAUACGUCAUAUGUAAUAUAAAAGGUAGAUUGUGCCGGCAUCUUUUAAUAUUUGUUUGAGACAUUUAUGAUAACCUAUCCUAUAAGUAAUCACAAAUUGAAUUUUUAAAUACUGUUUGUGCAUGGGAACAAUAUUGUGUUGAACAACAGCAUACAAAAGCCAGAACAAACUUUAUUGUGUAUGGAGUCUGUGUAACACAAUGUAACAAUCGUAUUGAAGCUCACUUGAUUUGGCUAUUCAUAUAUAUAUAUUUAUAUAUACAUGCAUGUUGUUUACUUUACAAUUUUAAGCAUGCCCUAAAAUGACCUAUGGAAUUUUUUCUGUUUCUAUGAACAUUACAGAAGGGAGAUAUUCUGAAUGUUGCAUGUUCUUUCCUUGGUACUGAAUGUGAGGGAUCUAGAAUUCUUGAAUGGAGAAUGGUCAGAGCAGUGAGAUCUAAAGCAACAACAGUUUGUAAGAAAUGGUACAAGCCAUCUGGUUUUAUUUGCAUGAGAUAUGAUCCUUCCUGCAUUAACAUCCAAAGUUCUUUGCAUGAAGUGAUAUGUUUGGUCAUAUGUGAUGAAGUUCUCAUAUGCUUUGGACUGUGAUCAGGGUUUUGUUCCUUAACCCUCUAUAGUUUAACCCAGCAUUGUGUAAAAUCUGCUUGUAUGCAAUAAACCAAAGUUACAUGGUGCUAUUCAUAUAUCUAUCAGUAGAA
Messenger RNA from Haliotis rufescens (red abalone), 10732 nucleotides. RefSeq names its product collagen alpha-1(I) chain-like. The transcript is spliced from 30 exons. The record is from RefSeq and is a predicted model, not a curated record. NCBI's taxonomy places the organism in Eukaryota, Metazoa, Mollusca, Gastropoda, Lepetellida, Haliotidae. Bases 296 to 4870 code for a protein of 1524 amino acids.